CGCGAGCGCAGGAAAAGAGCGAGCGCGAGCUGUCGGACCGCAGUGCCGCUGCCGCCGCCGCGAGGGAGGAGCCGCUGCGCGAGCUGCCAACCGUCCGCGGCGGUCACGAGGCGCCUGACCGAGUGACCGACGGCAGCGAGCGGCGACGCGUCGUACGGCCGGGCGGGCGGGCUCCAUGGCGAGGCGCGGCUUCUCCGGUAGCAGCGGCGCAGCUUCCCCGGCCCGCGGACUCUAGUGUCGCCGAAGCAGCCUGUCGCUCGCGCGCCCCCCGCAGCCCCGGCCUCGGCUCCGGCCCUCGGAGCGCCUGCCUUCCUUCCUUCCUUCCUUCCUUCCUUCCUUCCUUCCUUCCUUCCUUCCUUCCUUCCUUCCUUCCUUCCUUCCUUCCUUCCUUCCUUCCUUCCUUCCUUCCUUCCUUCCUUCCUUCCUUCCUCCCCCCUCCUUUCUUCCCCCUUCUCUUCCCCUCUUUUCCCCUUCCAUCCUUCCCCGCGCCCUCGGUCGGGUUGGCGGCGGCCGAGCCCCGGCGAGAGAAGGAGGAGGAGCGGGAGGGAUCCGCCUCUAGGAUGAAGUUUAAGCCGAACCAGACGAGGACCUACGACCGCGAGGGCUUCAAGAAGCGGGCGGCCUGCCUGUGCUUCCGCAGCGAGCAGGAGGACGAGGUGCUGUUAGUGAGUAGCAGUCGGUAUCCAGAUCAAUGGAUUGUUCCUGGUGGAGGAAUGGAGCCCGAGGAAGAGCCAGGUGGAGCUGCAGUAAGAGAAGUGUAUGAAGAGGCUGGUGUCAGAGGAAAAUUAGGCAGACUUCUGGGGAUAUUUGAGCAGAAUCAAGACCGCAAGCACCGCACUUAUGUGUAUGUUCUUACUGUCACUGAAAUCUUGGAAGAUUGGGAGGAUUCUGUUAAUAUCGGAAGGAAGAGAGAAUGGUUCAAGGUUGAAGAUGCCAUUAAAGUUCUUCAGUGUCAUAAACCGGUACAUGCUGAGUAUUUGGAAAAAUUGAAGUUGGGCUGCUCACCGACCAAUGGGAAUCCCAUGGUUCCAGCUCUCCCAGACAACAGUUCUUUGUAUGUAACUUCUGCACAGACGGGGCUGCCAUCUUCUGUAAGAUAAAGAUGUAGGUGACCAUACAGUGUCACAGGGAGAAGGCUUCUGUGUUUGAUAUCCACAUGUUUAAACUAUCUGAAUUGUCCUCCACUAUGUAUUCAGGCAGUUUUCAUAUUUUUCAGAUGCUUUGAAAUAUUUCCCUUUUUCUUUAACAGUAUAAAAAUAUUUCAGUAAACCAAAGCCAUAUGGAUUUUUUUAAAAGAUGCCUUAAAUGUGUGCCCUCUUUCUUUCCCCAAAUACAUUUUUGUUUUUGAUUUUCAGAUCGCUCUGCAUUCUGGUUUUUGUACCAAUCUACCUGGUGUUAUCUAGAGGGUUUUUUUAAGGAAAUCAAGGGGGCAGAGACGACUAGGUACUUUUCAUUUCAAAAGAUCAAAAGGGUUAUAGUGCCACUUUGUUUCAGAAACAUUGUAGACCUCUCUUGGAAUUUAGAGAGAAUAGAUGUGUAUCAAACACCAUUUCUCUACUAUUAGAGGGUAUUCUUUUGUAUACGUGUGGUAUCUUUCCUUCAAGAUUUAAACAUAGGAGUGUUUAUCAGAGCUGAGCAUGGAUGACAUUUCAGUAGGAGAUGCCACUAUCAUAAUACAUGCAACCCGGAAAUAAUAGAAAACAGGCUCGUAAAACAGCAUUACGAUUCAUCUUCAACCUCCCUUUGAUUUAUUAUCCUUUUGUGCAGAAUGCCCUAGGCAAAACCUGAGUUAUUGUUUUUUUAAUGGGAAAAAACCUCCUUUGUACAAUUAGUCAUUUUCAUUGUGAACUACCUUUUUAAUUGGUUUGUUUCACUAAUCCCCUGCUACAAAUAGCACACUGGCAUCAAGCUCAAAUACUUUCUCAUUCAGUUUCUGCCAUUCCUUUUAGUCCCUGGGAGCUUCGUUAUCUUUCCUGGUAGUAGCCAACGGAAUUUAAGAUACCUAGGUAUAUCAUGGGGAGCUUACCUUGUUUCAGAACCUUUUAAAUGUUCUUUAAGCCCUCAACUUUCACUCCCAAUGAAAAUUUAGGAAUGGGACACUUGUAUUUCUUCAUUUGGAAAAAAAAGAUUGUGAUUGGGGUUUUUAAGUUCUUUUUGUUCUUAAAACUUUUAUGACACCUAAAACCAAGAAUCCCAUCUAAAAUGCAAAUACCUCUUCCCUAAUCAGGUCAGAACUGAGGUUUAAGUAUAAAAACCUUUAACAUUUUGAAAAGAUGUGGGGUUAAAAAUCAUCCUUCUUUAAACAUUUGUAAAUAUUCUAAAUGGUAAAUAGUGAGUGUAAAGUGGAAAGUACAUGUAAUUUAAACACUUUGUUAUUCAGUACACAAAUCGUUAACCUACUUUUAAAACACAAUUGUGUAAAAUGCUGCUAUAAAUUAAAAUUGAGUGCUGUUACACUUUUAGGAAUUAUUGGUGCCACAGUUUAAAAUGAGAUCUUGUGCCAUUCAAACACACCAGAUCUUAGUACAAGUUCUAAUUCACAUGAAAAUAGGUUUUUGAAAAUGUAUUUACUACUAACCAAAAGAAAUGAAGAAAGAAAAAAAAUGAACAUUUGGAGGAUUUCCUAUUCUAAAUUAUGUAUCCCAUAAAUUGACUUAGAAAAAUCUCAUGGGCUAAAUGUUUCUCAGAGUAACUUAGUCAUUUGAGAAGUUUCUUUGAAUUACAAACAGCCAAAAGAAACUGGAUUUUUGUUUUAUGGACUCAAUUUUUGUACAUAAAACUACUCCCACUUAACAUUCUAUGACACUGGGGAUUUUAAAAAAGCUUGUACAUGGUAUUCUUAGAGGUAAUAAUGCAUGAUCUUAUUUUGUAACUCAAACUAUGUAUUUGAUAAACGAUGUAAAAAUGUACAGUAUUGAUGUUAACCAACUCAUAAGAGUUGUUAGCCUAUAAAUAUUUUUGUUGUAUAAUUUUUUGGUCAGAACAUUUGGGCUUGGUAGUGCCACAUCAGGAUUCCUUAAGGUCGUUCAGUGUACAGAUCUCUUUAGUGUCUAUGCAACUUGCAAAAUUCCCUUAAUUUUGAUUCCUAAUGCUUCUCUUUUUAUGAUUUAACAGAACAUUUUACAGUUGUCAUAUUUCAAAGUAAACAGUGUAUUGCCACAGG
Messenger RNA from Dromiciops gliroides (monito del monte), 3163 nucleotides. RefSeq names its product nudix hydrolase 4 (gene NUDT4). The record is from RefSeq and is a predicted model, not a curated record. The coding region runs from base 561 to 1100 and encodes 179 amino acids. Gene Ontology annotation, molecular function: bis(5'-adenosyl)-pentaphosphatase activity; diphosphoinositol-polyphosphate diphosphatase activity; bis(5'-adenosyl)-hexaphosphatase activity. The transcript has 5 exons. Gene Ontology annotation, cellular component: nucleus; cytoplasm. Gene Ontology annotation, biological process: diphosphoinositol polyphosphate metabolic process; diadenosine hexaphosphate catabolic process; adenosine 5'-(hexahydrogen pentaphosphate) catabolic process. NCBI's taxonomy places the organism in Eukaryota, Metazoa, Chordata, Mammalia, Microbiotheria, Microbiotheriidae.